This is a messenger RNA of Toxorhynchites rutilus septentrionalis, 1515 nucleotides long. Its product is annotated as ATP-sensitive inward rectifier potassium channel 11-like. Gene Ontology annotation, molecular function: inward rectifier potassium channel activity. The transcript has 4 exons. Gene Ontology annotation, biological process: potassium ion import across plasma membrane; regulation of monoatomic ion transmembrane transport. Gene Ontology annotation, cellular component: plasma membrane. NCBI's taxonomy places the organism in Eukaryota, Metazoa, Arthropoda, Insecta, Diptera, Culicidae. Bases 55 to 1512 code for a protein of 485 amino acids. The record is from RefSeq and is a predicted model, not a curated record.
UCACACAAGUUCGCACUCCGUUGAUCUCCUGAAAUAUCUAGCGCACAACUGAUAAUGUACACAAAUCGUUGUCGAAACUUGAUUCCACCACGGAUUGAUAUCGAAGCGGCCAGAGAGGUUGAUGGCGGCAAUCAACCGCUGAUAAUAAGUGGUCGAUCAGACCAACCUCUGUCUCCUGGUUUAUUUAAGAGCAGCUCAGGCAUAGUGAUGGGCUCGAAUACGCCGCGUUCGCCUUCCAAGAGAACGGGUGCAUACCGACCGAGCGUGUUCGCACAUCGUGUAUUUCGGAGGGCGGUUCUGAAAAACGGCUACUGUAACAUCGCCCCCAUUAGAGGAUCCCGCAGGAAAUUGCGCUACUUACAGGACAUCUUUACCACUCUGGUUGAUGCCAGAUGGCGCUGGACUCUGAUGGUGUUCGCGUUUGGCUUUAUAGGAUCCUGGUUGUUCUUCGCACUGCUGUAUUGGUUCAUUAGCUCCGCUCACGGGGAUCUAGAUUCGCUGAAUCAAGACUCCCCAGGUUGGACUCCGUGCAUCGUAGGCAUCUACAGCUUCGCAUCCUGCUUUCUGUUCUCGCUGGAAACUCAGCACACCAUCGGUUACGGAACUCGGUCUACCACCGAGGAAUGCCCGGAGGCCAUCUUCGUCAUGACCAUCCAAUCAGUACACGGCGUCAUGAUUCAGGCCCUGCUGGCCGGGAUAAUCUUUGCCAAAAUGACUCGCUCCAAGAGUCGCUCGCAGACGCUCCUUUUCUCCCGCCAUGCCGUAAUCACGAUGCGUGACGGUGAACCAUGUCUGAUGUUCCGGGUUGGUGAUAUGCGCAAGAGUCACAUCAUCGGUGCCAAAAUCAGAGCGCAGCUGAUCCGAUGCAAGGUGAGCCGGGAGGGUGAAACGCUGCCGCAGUAUCUAAUCGAGCUCGAUCUGGAAGUGGACGGGGGCGGAUCGGAUUUGUUCUUCAUCUGGCCCCAGAUUGUGGUGCAUCGCAUAAACCAGCGUUCCCCGCUGUGGAAUCUGAGUGCGUUUGAGUUGCUACACGAGCGAUUUGAAAUUGUCGUAUUCCUGGAAGGAACGAUCGAAUCCACCGGCCAGAGCACCCAGGCCAGAUCGAGCUAUUUAAGCAGUGAAAUUAUGUGGGGAUACCGAUUCGAACCCGUGCUAGUGUACAACAAGAAGCGCCAAAGUUAUGAAAUUAAUUUCUCCAAGUUUGACGCCACCGUUCCGAUGGAAAUGCCGGUUUGUUCAGCCAAAGAAAUGAUUGAAGGGGCGCUUUAUAACAGCCAGGAGAAUCUGAUCGAUAGGCCUCCAAUCGAGUACAACACUUUAGUGGAGAAACUGCGAUGCUUCCACACGGAGAACGAAGCCGUUCCACAGCUUCCACUCAGCAAAUCCGCUUGUCUUGCGCAAUCCGGUGGCAAUGGGUGCCAUAAAUUUUCCCUCCGAGGACGAUCGCUGUCUUCCAAUGAGCUUAAAAAUAGCAACAAUUGUAGCAAUAAUGAUAAAAGUUCUGUUUGUUGAAUC